Messenger RNA from Fusarium keratoplasticum, 1869 nucleotides. Its product is annotated as MFS domain-containing protein. NCBI's taxonomy places the organism in Eukaryota, Fungi, Ascomycota, Sordariomycetes, Hypocreales, Nectriaceae. Bases 1 to 1869 code for a protein of 622 amino acids. The transcript has 3 exons. The record is from RefSeq and is a predicted model, not a curated record. Gene Ontology annotation, biological process: transmembrane transport. Gene Ontology annotation, molecular function: transmembrane transporter activity.
AUGAAUUCAAGUCACUCAAAUACAUCGUCGACAACACUCCCCGGCGAGUCGAGCCGCGAGGACGACGACCACGUCGAGGCAACCUUUGCCCCCAUCGCGACACACGCCAGCGCCAUCAACCGCCUCCGCCGCUCCCUCUCCCUCGCCAGGUCAAACUCUGGCGGCGCGGACCUGUCCCACAAGGAGACGAGGGAUCCGAAUCUCGACGUCGACCUGCCCUACCGUACCCUCAGCGCAGAGGCAAACCUCGAUGAGUACCGCGUUGAGGUCCCCGGUGGUACCAUCCCCGGUCCUGUCGAGCCGCCUGCCGUCGCUAGGCAGUCUGGUCAGAAGGAGGGUGAGAGGAGGUACAAGCUCGUGACGUUUACGCCUGGUGAUCCUGAGAACCCCAAGAACUGGAGCAAGGCUUACAAGUGGUGGUGCACCAUGUGUGUUGCCAUUACUUGCUUCGUCGUCGCCUUUGCUUCUUCAGUCAUCACCGCCGACAUCAAGGGCGUCACUGAGGAUCUCCACGUGAGCGAGGAGCUCGCCCUCGCGAGUGUGUCGCUGUUUGUCGUGGGUUUCGGUGUCGGCCCCAUGAUCUUUGCUCCCCUGUCUGAGAUUUACGGCCGAAGAAUCAUCUACGCAUCUACUCUCCUCAUUGCCGUCAUCUUCAUCAUCCCCUGUGCCGUCGCCAAGAACAUCGAGACUCUUCUCGUCUGCCGUGCCAUCGACGGUAUUGCCUUCUCUGCUCCCAUGACCCUCGUUGGUGGUACACUCGCCGAUCUCUGGAGAAAUGAGGAGCGAGGUGUUCCCAUGGCUGCCUUUUCCGCCGCCCCCUUUAUCGGCCCAGCCAUCGGUCCCCUUGUUGGUGGCUUCCUUUCUGAUGCCGCUGGCUGGCGCUGGCUCUACUGGAUCCAGCUCAUCCUUUCCGGUAUCGUCUGGGUCCUCAUCACAUUUACCGUCCCCGAGACCUACACACCCACCAUCCUUGCCCGUCGCGCUGCUAAGCUCCGCAAGGAGACUGGCGAGGCCGAUCACGUCACUGAGCAAGAGCUCGACAUGCGACCCCUCUCUGAGCGUCUCCGCAUCUUCCUCAUCCGACCCUUCCAGCUUCUGUUUGGCGAGCUCAUCGUCUUCCUCAUCUCUAUCUACAUGAGUGUCCUGUACGGUCUCCUCUACAUGUUCUUUGUCGCCUUCCCCAUCAUCUACCAGAAGGGCAAGGGCUACUCCGCCGGCAAGACUGGCCUCAUGUUCAUUCCCGUCGCCGUCGGUGUCGUCCUCUCCGCUCUCUGCUCUCCCUUUGUCAACAAGCACUACAUCACCCUCGUCAACAAGCACAACGGCCACCCUCCCGCCGAGGCCCGUCUGAUCCCCAUGAUGAUCUCGUGCUGGUGCAUCCCCAUCGGUCUCUUCAUCUUUGCCUGGACCUCGUACGCCGACCUCUCCUGGGCUGGUCCCGCCAUGGGUGGUUUCCCCGUUGGUUUCGGCUUCAUCUUCCUGUACAACGCCGCCAACAACUACCUCGUCGACUCGUACCAGCACCAGGCCGCCUCCGCCCUGGCAGCCAAGACUUGUAUCCGAAGUUUCUGGGGUGCCGCCGUGGUCCUGUUCACUGAGCAAAUGUACGACCGCCUCAACGACCAGUGGGCCUCCACUCUCCUUGCCUUUAUCAGUCUCGCUUGCUGUGCCAUCCCCUUCCUGUUCUGGAAGUUCGGUGCCAGGAUCCGUCAGCGCAGCAAGUACGCCUACGCCGGUGAUGAAGACGAGACCGACGACAUUGAAAAGGCCAAGGGUCGUGGUGUCACUCCUGGCGGUGCUUCUCCCCGUACCGACAUUGAGAAUGACGAAGACUUGCGACGCGCCAGGAGUUACGUGAGUAACCCCUAA